AUGGCGUUCUACCCAAACUACCAGACCGCGUCAGCAUACGAUUAUGGCUUUAGCACUCCUUUUCCCGGAGCCCCUCUGUAUCAGAAUGAUUACAUGGAAAUGCUACGACAGCAGCAGGCGAUGAUGAGCCGGGGCCUGUUCCCAGCAGCCGGGGGAAAGGCUACCGAAUCCAAACCGAGACUUGCCAAGGACGAAGUCGACAAGCUUGAGAGGGAAUUCCAGAAGAACAACAAGCCCAACAGCAGCUUGAAGAAGCAGCUCGCCGAAGAGAUGAGAGUAGACAUUGCGAGGAUUAAUAACUGGUUCCAGAAUCGGCGAGCAAAGGCGAAGCAGGAGAAGAGGACACAGGAAAAUGAGGCUCGCCGCAAGUCUGAACAGGCUACCGAGACGUCUACCAGCUCCGAGACUAUCAAGGAGUCCUUCCAUGACCACGAUGACGAUCUUCGCCCGUCCGCUGCUCCAUUCCCACCCGUUCACGUAUCAACCGACGUGUCGUCUGUUAGCGAAGCAUCACCUUCGGAAGGCACCCAAACCCCAGAGCCGACGUAUGAGCAGCCACAGGUCGUUACGCAAGAGCCGGAAUCAGAGUACGCCUCGCCCGACUCAUCCAACUCUUUCCAGCACCAGGAUCUCAACAUCGGCUACUCUCUCGGCCCCGAACAAUUCUAUUCUGGCCAAACACCUUGCGACUUCUCGGCAUCUAUGCCUUCAGAGGCCAUCCAACAAACACCUAACCACUUGACUCUUUCGAUUCCCAACCAAUACUUGACGACACAGCUUCCCGAGUCAACGAGUGCCUCUUCGUUCUCGUCUUACCACCUAAGCGCAAGCGACAUGGACGAGUCUUUCGCUUCUUUCCCCCACGGCAUGACUAGCCCAAUUCCGAUCAACGUCAAGCAGGAGCAAAUGCAAAGCGAGGAUCUCGACAAGUUUGAUCAGUUCUCUCCCCAGUCAAUGUCACGGUCCCCUCCCGAAAUCUCCACACCAGACUUCCGUUUCAAGUCCGGUUCAACCAUCGACAUUGCCAGCAGAAGAAACUCCAAGAGGCCCGCUGCCCUCGUCAGCUGCGUGCGCAGCCAGUCCUACAACUUCUCUGGUCCGAAGACCGGCAUCGAGAUGCCCAGACGCAUGGAGGCACCUAGCCCGAUGCGCCGCGUUGCAUCUGCUACAGGAAACUUCCCGAGGGGAAUCCAAAAGCCGACCGGUUCAGGCCCGAGAUCGCCAAUGUACUUCGAUCGUGCCCAGGAGAACCUCCUCUUGCAAAUGGCCUCAAGGUCACCGAUAUCGCGAAGCCCAGCAGCGCCACCAACCCCAAACACACCAAUUGUCCCCAGCCAACAAGCUCUACGUGAGACCACCGUCUCAUCCAUGUCCUCGGCCGAGGAUGACAAGAGCUACAGCAUGCAAAACAGCCUGACAGUACCGCAGUAUGCCAUGGACCCUACCAUGAGGACCCCGCCGGACACCCCCGGCAUGAUGACGACGAUGCCGAACUCUCUGUUUCCCGCUUUCGACUACAACGUUUCUGACGAGCCGCUGUCGACUCCAAGCUUUGGCAGUUUCGAUCAGGAGUUCCCCAACAUGUCGUCGAGCGUACCCAGCUAUGUCGCACACGGUUGCGCAAGCCAGCCAGUCACACCUUCGUUCCCUCCCAGCAACAUGGGACCGGCAUUCUACUCAUCGUACGGCGGUGGCAACACCGAGUACAACUGGUCGGAUGCCUCAUCCGUCUCAGUCAAGCCGUCACCUGAGCAAUCACGGUCAAGACAGUUUCAGUUCACCAACAUGACUGCACAAGAUUUCCACGGGGAAUGA
Colletotrichum fioriniae is the source of this 1815-nucleotide messenger RNA. RefSeq lists its product as uncharacterized. Gene Ontology annotation, biological process: regulation of transcription by RNA polymerase II. Gene Ontology annotation, cellular component: RSC-type complex; nucleus. Gene Ontology annotation, molecular function: DNA binding; DNA-binding transcription factor activity, RNA polymerase II-specific. Lineage: Eukaryota; Fungi; Ascomycota; Sordariomycetes; Glomerellales; Glomerellaceae. The record is from RefSeq and is a predicted model, not a curated record.